This is a messenger RNA of Pyricularia oryzae 70-15, 309 nucleotides long. RefSeq lists its product as uncharacterized. NCBI's taxonomy places the organism in Eukaryota, Fungi, Ascomycota, Sordariomycetes, Magnaporthales, Pyriculariaceae. The record is from RefSeq and is a predicted model, not a curated record. The coding region runs from base 1 to 309 and encodes 102 amino acids. The transcript is spliced from 2 exons.
AUGGAUCCUUUGAGCAUUGCAGCCUUCGAUAAGGAUAUCUGUGUGAAGUUCGCAACAUCAUCGAGGCGGUCCAGUUGGUGCUGGACACCGCUCGCCGCCAGAAAUCCGAGUAAUCAGGUAGAAGAUGAUGAAGAUGAGGACGACGUUGACGUCAUGCCGGUUCACUCACAGCUCGCGAAGUCGAUAGGACCCUCGCUCUUAUCCUGCCAACGUGAACCCGACCACCUCGAGGAGUCCCUAGCGCCUCCAAGGAUCGUUCGAAACACCCCAGGUUCCAAGAGCAAGGUGGUCGCUUUGCAAUCUGGUUGA